Messenger RNA from Blastomyces dermatitidis ER-3, 2502 nucleotides. RefSeq lists its product as uncharacterized. Lineage: Eukaryota; Fungi; Ascomycota; Eurotiomycetes; Onygenales; Ajellomycetaceae. The record is from RefSeq and is a predicted model, not a curated record. Bases 1 to 2502 code for a protein of 833 amino acids. The transcript is spliced from 2 exons.
AUGUACACAGACGAGAAACUCGUUAGCAUGACUUACCUUUUUAAUAAUCACAAUCUGGGCCCAGAUUCUUCCGGCAGAACGCAAGAAGCUCUCAUCGGGGCCUCUAUCCCCAACGCUCGUGAAGAUUUACCUGCCAUCCCCAGGAUAUUAGAAGGAUGGAUUCUACGCCGGGCAGACUCCUCAAAGGUAUCACCAUGGAAAAACGUUACUCGAGAACGUAUGCCUCUUACCCAAGACGAGUUGGAAAAGCGGACAGCGGACCUGAGAAACGAGAACGUACAGGAAAAGUACGAAGCUCUAGGGAGUGGAAAGCAGAACCAAAUUAAAAAUUUGAUGAUUGAUCGGCAGAACUGCGAUGGAGAUAGACGAUUUUCUUGGAAUUGUGUUUACAUCUACCUUGAUAAAAAAGCUGUCAAUGUUCGCGCCUUCGUCAUAGAGUACGUUACCGUAUCCCUCACUGUGAUUCUUCUGAGACAAGUACGCCAGGGCAUCGUGUUACCUUCCCCUGGCGAUCCUCGUCCCCCGGUUGCAGCGAAUAAAAAGAAAAAAGAAAUAAAAUCCCCACUGCCAGGCUCGCAUGGUCAGCCAUUACCCGAGACUACAGUUGAACAACCACUUCACCAACGUCCUGGUGGAGUGGUUGCUGGUGGUCAGCAGCAGAAUGCGGCUAUUAAUCACACCAACCUACCAAUGGGCAUGGAGACUCCCCUUGUUGGAAACCAACAGGAUCAAUUCGCCCAAAGUGCCCAAUAUGCUCACCCCGCCCAACUCGCUCAACCUAUUCAUCCUGGUCAUCCUGCUCAUUCUCCUCCCUAUUAUGCUCAUCCGACUCAACCUGCUCAACCUGCCUAUUAUGCUCAUCCGACUCAACCUGCUCAACCUGCUCAACCUGCUCAACCUGCUCAACCUGCUCAACUUGCUCAACCUGCUCAACCUGCUCAACUUGCUCAACUUGCUCAUCCUGCUCAUCCUGCUCAUCCUUCUCAUUCUCCUCCCUAUUAUGCUCAUCCGACUCAACCUGCUCAACCUGCUCAACCUGCUCAACCUGCUCAACCUGCCCAACCUGCUCAACCUGCUCAACCUGCUCAACCUGCUCAACCUGCUCAACUUGCUCAACCUGCUCAUCCUGCUCAUUCUACUCAUCCUCCUCAUCCCACUCAUCCCACUCAUCCCACUCAACAUACUCAUCCUACUCAACAUAUUCAGCAUGCUCAAGCUCACCAUCAUACUCAACCCGGUCAAUACACCCACUAUGUCCAGCGUUCUAGGCACGGCCAACAAGCGCCCCCCAUUGAUAUCCAAGUAAUUAAUGGUGGACCAACUUAUGAAACUAACAUUUUAGCCCCACCGCCGCCACAUCCACCUCUCCAGUCUCCAAACAAGGAGCCACAGCAACAACCAUCAAUGCCACAAGCACAGCGUCUCCCAAACUUUACUCCAGGGCGUCCGAAACAACAUCGAACAAAGCCUAGCUUACCUAAAAUCUUAAAUACGGGCAAGGCUCCGCGACGUAAAGCCUCGGGACAUGGAGAUUUUCGAGACGGGGACAGCAGCAUUGAUGAAAAUGAGUCCGUACUUUUUGAUGAGUUCGAAGAUGCGAGCUCAGCAACUACCGAUGAUGCAUUAUUCGCCGAUAAGCACAAUAACCACGAUAAGUACAUGCCUCUAAGGGAAGCCGAUGGACGACUGCACCGCUGUUACUCCAGAGGCCGCGCCCCCGAAAUCUUCUAUCGGUCUCAGCGCCGCCCUGAGAGCAGGCACUUACGGUUUAGCGAGCAUCUUCUAACCGAACCGCGUAAUUGGGACGGAGAGGUGGAUAUCUACCCAGAAAAUAGCACGGACAAACGAAGGAAUCGUCGUUCAGCAAUAGUGUCAUAUCCGGUGGUUCCACCCCUAACACAGCUCACAAACCAGCGAGGUCAUCCCGGGGCUCCUCUUUCUCCGCGUCAAACACAGACACUUUCUUCUCCAGUGAGGUACAACAAUGCCAAUGUCCAGGACGACAUUAGGAGUGAUAGCGACUGGGAACGCACGCAACGCGAACGCGAACGGUCCUUGGGUGACUACGUACACGAUAGGCGUCAAAGGGACAGCCAACGUCGACGCUGGGGUCAGGGAGUUCAAGUGCACGCAACCCCAACCCUACCCACACCCCCAGCCAAGGGCGGUGCCGAUUAUUACCCCCCUGGACCGCCGCGAGAGGAUUGUUUCGACAACUAUGCACAGAUGGCGGAACCUAAACAAAUGAGAGAAGUUCGUAUGCCAUACCAUCAACAACAAGACACCUACGAGGUUAAUGAUGCGUUGAACGAUUGGGUCCCUUUUCGUCACGAGAGAAUGAAUCAAGCUCCAAUGGGUUUUGGCCAAAUGAACGGUGAGCGGAUGGUCACCCAUUAUCAACCUCACAUGGAACCACCCCGACCAGAUGAUUAUCCGACUGAAAAGGAUAUCAACAACCACACACCCCUGAAAACCCCAGCUUCAACAGUUGCUGAUGUUUAA